Messenger RNA from Urocitellus parryii (Arctic ground squirrel), 2154 nucleotides. Its product is annotated as disintegrin and metalloproteinase domain-containing protein 20-like. Gene Ontology annotation, molecular function: metalloendopeptidase activity. Gene Ontology annotation, biological process: male gonad development; proteolysis. The record is from RefSeq and is a predicted model, not a curated record. Gene Ontology annotation, cellular component: sperm head plasma membrane; external side of plasma membrane; plasma membrane. Lineage: Eukaryota; Metazoa; Chordata; Mammalia; Rodentia; Sciuridae.
AUGGCUGUGGGUGAGGCCUUCCUGGUGCAUGUGAGGAUGGCUGUCAUGAAAUUCUGGCUGGGAAUCUUGCUCUUCCUUUCUGGAUGGUCUCAGAUUGGCCACUCCCAACACUACAGCCCCCCAGAAGUAGUGAUACCCUUGAAGAUAACUGGCACCCAUAGAGGCAUGAGGACCCCUGACUGGCUCUCCUACACCCUGCGCUUUGGAGGCCAGAGACAAAUUGUCCACAUAAAGGCCAAGAAACUUCUAGUGUCCAAACCUUUCUCUGUGUUCACCUACACAGACCAGGGAGCUCUGCUGGAGGAACAGCCUUUUGUCCAGAGUGACUGCUACUACUAUGGUUAUGUGGAAGGGGACCCAGAAUCCCUGGUUGCUCUUAGCACCUGUUCUGGGGGCUUUCGAGGAAUGCUAGUGGUCCAUGAUACUGUUUAUGAAAUCAAACCCAAAAGAUUUUCUGCCACAUUUGAACAUCUGGUUUAUAGAAUAGACUGGGAGGAGACACGAUUCCCACCCACAAGAUGUGGACUAACAGAAGCAGAAAUAGCACGACAACUGAAGCUUCUUCACAAGAAUGAUAUUAUAAAUUUAAAGCAAAGUGGCUAUGAGAGGUGGUGGACUCACAAGGGUCUUAUUGAAUUGGCAGCUGUGGUAGACUAUGAACGAUACCGUCAUCUGGAAAGCAAUAUCUCAAAUGUGGAGGAUGAAGUAAUCUUGGUUAUAAAUGCUGCAAAUGAAUAUUAUAAAGCACUGCAAAUUGAUUUGAUUUUAUAUGGCCUUGAGGUCUGGAACAAAGAAAACCCCAUAACUAUCAGUACGAUGGCCGAUACUCUGUCAGAAUUUUGCACUUGGAAGAAAAUUAGUUUUGAAACCCGCAUUCACCAUGAUACUGUACAUCUUUUUAUUAAGAAGUCAUUUGGUAAACUCCUUGGCCUAGCCUUUGUUGGAACAAUAUGUAAUAAUGUCUAUAAUUGUGCAAUUGAUUCUUUUGAAGGUGACUCGGUUUCUUUUUUUGCAUACAUUGUGGCACACGAGUUGGGUCAUAAUUUGGGUAUGAAGCAUGAUGAAAACACAUGCACAUGUGGGCAGAAGACAUGCGUCAUGUAUCCAUCAAAAACUAUUUCAAGUAAAUUUAGCAACUGUAGCUAUGCCAGCUACUGGGACAUUGGUUCAAGAAAGAGCUGUAUACAUGAUACACCAGACCCAAAGGCCAUCUUCUCAAAGAUACAGUGUGGGAAUGGUGUUAUUGAAGAAGGAGAGGAGUGUGACUGUGGAUCCAUGAAAUUGUGUUCAGAAGAUCCUUGUUGUUCGAUGAACUGCACCCUGGAAGCUGGGGCUGUUUGUACUUUUGGGCCUUGUUGCAAAGACUGCCAGUUCUUGCCAUCAGGCACAGAGUGUCGGAAAAAGGAAAAUGAAUGUGAUCUUCCAGAGUGGUGCAAUGGAACUUCACAUGAGUGUCCAGGAGAUGUAUAUGUGCAGGAUGGGUUCUCUUGCAUGGACGGUGGCAACUGCUAUGAAAAGAGAUGUAAUAUACGGGAUGAACAGUGUAAGCAAAUUUUUGGCAUGGAAGCCAGGAGCGCCAAUGAGAGGUGCUACAAGAAUCUGAACACCCGAGGUGACCGUUUUGGUAACUGUGGUCUUGGUAAACAAGCAUAUAUUAAGUGUGAUAUAUCAGAUGCCCUCUGUGGAAGAGUUCUGUGUGAGAAUGUGUUAUUCAUUCCCUAUUUGAGAAAUCAUUCUACUGUGCACUCGACUAAUUUAAGUGGUAUGACCUGCUGGGGUACUGACUAUCAUUUUGGGAUGAACAUACCAGAUAUUGGAGAAGUGACUGAUGGCACAGAGUGUGGUGCAGAACGUGUGUGCAUUGACCGGAAGUGUGUAUUUAGGUCCGUCUGGGAAAGUGACUGUACACCAGUGACAUGCAAUAAUAACGGGGUCUGCAACAACAAAGAUCACUGCCAUUGUAACUCUGAGUGGGCUCCACCCCGCUGCUUGAAAAAAGGCUACGGAGGGAGUGUUGAUAGUGGCCCGCCUCCUCAGAAAAAGGUAUCAAAGAUGGAAAUUUCCAAGAAAGCACUAUUACUAAGUUUAUGGAUUCCUACUCUCCUUUUAUUUAGCUGUUGGAUUUUGGCAGUUUGGAAGAUGCAAAAAUAUUAG